Messenger RNA from Tremella mesenterica DSM 1558, 420 nucleotides. RefSeq lists its product as uncharacterized. The annotation marks the transcript as partial. Gene Ontology annotation, cellular component: ribosome. Gene Ontology annotation, biological process: translation. Gene Ontology annotation, molecular function: structural constituent of ribosome. The record is from RefSeq and is a predicted model, not a curated record. The transcript has 2 exons. NCBI's taxonomy places the organism in Eukaryota, Fungi, Basidiomycota, Tremellomycetes, Tremellales, Tremellaceae.
UCCCCCGAAAUAGCUCCAUUGGUAGAAUCGAUCUCUUCUUUAACUUUGAUCCAAGUAUCCGAACUUGUCUCAGCUUUGAAAACACGUUUGAACAUCUCCGAUAUACCCAUUGUCGCUCCUUCCAACAAUGUUUCUAAAGUAGUUUCAAAUGGAGAAGAAGGUGAAGGGGAAGGGAAAGAACAAGUGGAGAAAAAGAAAGAGAAAACUAUUUUUACGGUGAAAUUGGAAAAAUUCGAUACGGGUGCAAAAGCAAAGAUUAUAAGGGAAGUAAAAGCUAUGAUGCCGAAUAUGAAUUUGGUCGAGGCGAAAAAAUUCGUCGAAUCUGUUCCUCAAAUAUUGAAAGAAAACCUACCUAAAGAAGAAGCGGAGAAAUUACAGAAAACUCUGACUGAAUUAGGUGCGACAGUCACACUUUCUUGA